Molecule: messenger RNA, 860 nt
Organism: Cynara cardunculus var. scolymus (artichoke)
Lineage: Eukaryota; Viridiplantae; Streptophyta; Magnoliopsida; Asterales; Asteraceae
Product: probable E3 ubiquitin-protein ligase XERICO
Exons: 2
Coding region: 98-595 (165 amino acids)
Source: RefSeq, a predicted model, not a curated record
UGCUUCUAAGUAUGUCUUCCAUUGCUUUCUGUUAAUUUAUGUCCAUUCAACUUCAAUCUCUUGUGGGUUUUUGCUUUUUUAGGGUUGAAACACGAAUAUGGGUCUCUCACCAUACUCCAACCCUUGUGAUGCUGGAGUUCUAUGUCUGAUUCUGGUUAACACAGCCAUCUCUAUAUCUAUGAUGAAGGAAAUCCUUCGUCCCAUCCUACAUCUCAUCGGGAUCCGUCUCGCAUCAUCGUCGUCGUCGUGGUCGGAGGAGGAUGAUUUUUCCGAUCAAGCAUCCGCGGACGAAUCUAUUGAACACCGCGGACGUCCGUCGGAAACCUACAUGGAUGAGUUCAGAAGCCGGACCCCAACCCUUCGCUACGACUCCCUCUCUUGCACCACAAAACAAGAAUGUUCCGUUUGCUUGAUCGAUUUCAGACCAGAUGCAGAGAUUAAUCGCCUCUCCUGUGGACACGUUUUCCAUAAAUCUUGCCUCGAGAAAUGGUUGAACUACUGGAACGUAACCUGUCCUCUUUGUAGAAACCACAUGAUGACCCCAAAAGAAACCCAAGAAAACACUUUGUCCAAUGUGAGCUUAGUAGAAACAUAAACAAACCAAACCAAACAAAUCCGGUAUAUGCCACUCGUAGUCUUAGACGGUCUAGUGUUUGUUCAUGAAGUUCAGUGUAUAGGGUAUAAGAUCUGUUGUUUGUUAUGUAUGUAUCGUGAUAGGAGUAUAGUUGGUCGAUGUGGCCCAAAAUUACGCACUUUGUACAUAUAAAACUCUGUACGGUUUCCGGUGACAUGUGCAUCUGAGAAACUAGCUUUCUUCUUUUUGGUUCCGGUUUCUGAAUUCGAGAAAGCCCUGUUUUAGA